AUGCAGCCACCUGCAGACAAGUUACCACAAAUCCACAGAACACCCUUUUCUGUGGAGGAUAUCUUGGAUCCAACUAAAUUCACGAGAAAAUUCAGCUGUUCUGAGGAUGAAGCAGCGACAGGAGCUCGUGACCUCAAGGAUGAAGGCAGAAAGACACAGCAUCCCUCAUCAGGUGGAAGCUGCAGCCUGGAGACUCCGUGCCCGGUGAAGCCCCUCAGCUCCACGGAGAAAAACCGUCGGAUCCGCACCGCUUUCACCGUAAAGCAGCUGCAGGUCCUGGAGCAAAGUUUCCAGAGGUGCCACUACCUGUCGGUGCUGGAGCGGCACACCAUCGCCGCGGCCCUCCACCUGUCCGAGACUCAGGUCAAGAUCUGGUUUCAGAACAGACGCACCAAGUGGAAAAAGGAACAUCUGCAGGCGAAAGAGGAAGAGGAACAGCAUACCUUCACAUCAUCGCAGUCCAUGCACGCUGCGGCAAGUGCACCUCUGUCCUGUGGUCCUCUGUUCUACCAGCAGCGCACUCCGCUCCAGCUGUUUGCGCCACUGCCGCUAUUGCCUUAUUGUCAGUAUACAUGA
Molecule: messenger RNA, 576 nt
Organism: Melanotaenia boesemani (Boeseman's rainbowfish)
Lineage: Eukaryota; Metazoa; Chordata; Actinopteri; Atheriniformes; Melanotaeniidae
Gene: pnx
Product: posterior neuron-specific homeobox
Exons: 2
Coding region: 1-576 (191 amino acids)
Biological process (GO): regulation of DNA-templated transcription; neuron differentiation; central nervous system development
Molecular function (GO): DNA binding; DNA-binding transcription factor activity, RNA polymerase II-specific
Source: RefSeq, a predicted model, not a curated record